Messenger RNA from Procambarus clarkii (red swamp crayfish), 1840 nucleotides. Its product is annotated as transmembrane protein 69. Lineage: Eukaryota; Metazoa; Arthropoda; Malacostraca; Decapoda; Cambaridae. The record is from RefSeq and is a predicted model, not a curated record.
UAUGAAUCCGGAUUACUAGCUUGUGGCUGCGGGCGGCUGUUGACCUUCACACGAACACAAGCACCACCAGAUCGAACGAGAUUAGAGACGAGUGUUGAAAGGGUACCAUAUGAUGAUGAUGUCCUUGCGAUGGCUUGGGAGAUGUCGUCGUCCUGUCCACAAUUUAGUGAUGGGUUCUCUGGAUUCUUCUUUAGUCCAGAGAAAGCUUAUAGGUGUAAAUGGUAUUGCAGCUCAGCUUCUUCAUACUUCUUUUUGCCACAAGUUCAAGGAGAAUACACCAGCCAAUGCCCUUACCAUAAUGGACAAUAUUAAGCAGAUGCGGCAUUCUCCAACUCCGGCACUGGCCUUCGGACUCUCUGGCCUUAUACCAAUUGCGGCUGCGCCUGUCUUCAUGAUUACUUCUGGAGCAUUUGACCCGAGUAUGGCUGAUACACAACUCAUUUAUGGAGCAGUUGUUUUAUCCUUCCUGGGAGGUGUGCGAUGGGGAUUAACACUGUCAGAGGGCAGCUCUCAACCUCCAGAUUGGCACAACUUGGGAUACAGUGUCACGCCUCCCCUUAUUGCAUGGCUCGGAAUUUUAGCUCCUUACUCCAUUGGGGUAAUAACUGUUAUUGCUGGAGUUGGAUUUGCUGGGUAUAUGGACCUAGCCAUGAUGGGUUACCCAAAUUGGUUUAAAGGAUUAAGAUUUUGUCUUACUUUAGGAGCUGUACUUUCUCUUUGGACAUGUUUUGUUUGUAAGUUUAUAUUAGAUGAGCUUAAGGAAGGAGAAGAAGUAAAGAGUGAACCACAGUAAAAAUUAUAUAUAUACUGUAUAUACACUAUAUAUAUGUCGUACCUAGAAGCCAGAAUGCACUUCUCGGCCUAAUAUGCAAGGCCCAAUUUGCCUAACAGGCUGAGUAAUUUUCUUUAUUUUCGACAACAUUUUUACAACUGGUUUAUUUAAAUUAUAAUUAUUGUAUUGUAUUAAGAACAUAAAAUAUUGACCUGUGUUAGUUUAGCUUAGGUUAAAAUAGGUUCGGUCAUAUAUCUACAUUAGUUUUAACUCAAAAUAAAAAAAAAUUACCUCAUAUAUCAUGAAAUUGAUAGCUAUAUCGUUUCAUAAGAAAAAAAAAUCGAAAAAUAUAUAAAUUUGGGAAAACUUGGCUUAUUAGACAAAUUGGGCCUUGCAUAGUAGGCCAAGUACUGCGUUCUGGCUACUAGGUACAACAUAUAUAUAUAUAUAAUAUCACCAAGAGUUGGUUACAUAUUUUAAAUUACUGUGAAUUUUAUUUGCUCUUAUAUCCUUGUAAAUAUGUUUUUGAAGUAGAUUCUAAUCUACAGUUGAAGUGUAUUGAUUAGGUUUCUACCUGUAGCUGUUAUUUUUUCAUGGACUAGUUUAAGCUGAUUGCACCAAUACUAACCCACCAAUGAUAAAGCAUAUUAAUCUUAAAAGUACAGUAGUUGAUUUAGCUGUUCUGAAGGAACUGUCUGCGUAUGAAGACAGUUCCCAGAAACCCCCAAAACAACUAAAAGAUUACAACCUGCAAUGAACACAUGUAUUCACAUUUAUAUGAAACAAAUUUACCCAGCAUCACUAUAGAAAAUAUGUAAGUAGUUGAUAAACUUUUGAUGAAUGUAGGCCCAAAAGAAAUUGCUAUAUUCAGUACUGUAUAUGUAGUAGCUUUAUAAAAACAAUCUAAAGGAAUAUAUUUAAAUGGGGAUGAUUGGAGGCUUUUCUGUCUUGAUUACUCCUUGGGAGGUGAGUAUCUUUGAGAAACAUGGUGUCAAGUGUAGUUAUUCAAUUUGUAAACUCAAAGACAAAUAUAUACCAACAUCUAGUCAAUAAAUGUCUUGCAAUAAA